Messenger RNA from Caenorhabditis angaria, 1263 nucleotides. The record is from the annotation of a GenBank genome assembly. Lineage: Eukaryota; Metazoa; Nematoda; Chromadorea; Rhabditida; Rhabditidae.
AUGAGUUUCAUACCAUCGAAAUUCACAGAUGUUCACUCAACUGAAGUACCACUCGAAGCGAAGUUUUCAUUGAAACCAUCCUGUAAAUUCUGUUCUAAUGAAUUCAGUGAGUUUAUUUUGAAAAUGUAAUUCCAAAUUCGAAAUAAUCCUAUUUUUAGAUGACAAAGAUCGUAUUCCAAAACUCCUUCAAUGUGGUCAUACCUUCUGUUCCAGCUGCAUCAGAAAAAGUGUUGAAUCAAAGUGAGUGAGAAAUAUCAGGAGAAAAGUCAUAGAACUUGAGUUUUUCAGCAAGUUUUCGUAUUCUGGAGACGGCGAUGUUUUCCGACAUUUCAAUUGUUUUACACGUAAAAAACAAAGUGAAAUUGAUACAAACAAAUCGGAUUAUGGAUUUCCUUCGAAUUUUCAAUUGAUGGAAGUUUUGCAGCCAAAUGAUACAAGAAGUUUGAAAUGUAUCGAAUGUCUUGUUGAUUGUAAUGAAUGUAUGAUGCAAAUCUGUAGAAUUUGCACUUUUGACAAGUUCAAUUUCGACAUUGUUGAUAUCGAUAAACAAAAUGUGAGUUAGAUUUUCAAAUUCGAAGCCAAGCUUUUCGUAUUUUCAGUCCGUCACUGAUCCAGAUAACUUCGCCAUUUGCUCCGCUUGCAUUCUCAAAAAUCAUAACAAUCAUUGUUAUAUCGAUUUUUAUCCAAUUCGAAGAUAUUGGCAUUUCAAAAAUGUUUUGCGAGAUGUCAACGUUGCGAAGGCAAAUUAUGAUAAAUUCUUCUGCGAAGCACGUGAAGUUAUGGAUAAAACACCACGUUUGUUGUCAAGAUUGCAAGAUGUGAGACAGUUUUAUGAAUUAAUAUCUAUACUUAAGUGAAUAUUUUCAGGAAACUUCUCGAAUGGUCGAAUUGAUGUCAUAUGCAAAAUCGAGUCAUCAACUCAAAUAUAUGGAAAAACGUUAUGAAGAAGAAAUGAAAAAAGUUGUUGGAGUAUCGAAAUGUAUCAAGGAUUCACUUAUAAAACUCAACAGCGACCUCGAAAACAAUUCUUUGGCUUUGCGAGAUGAAAAUGAUAAUUUGAAAGGAACUGCGUGUGAUGAGAAAAAGAUGGAUAUUGGUGAUGUUUUCAAGGUUUUCGACCCACCAACUAUUGUCUUCCAAGCUCCCAUUCUUUUCGUUAAAAAUGUCUUCGAAUUAGUUUGGUUGAGCGUUUCUUGGGCAACCAAAGUAACACUUGAUGAAGCACACAAGUUGAUUCAAAAACAAAAAGCAAAAUAUAUUUGA